AUGUUGAGCAGCACCUCGGCAGCCCUCGUCCGUCGCCUAAGAAGAUCGCCGUUUGCUCAGGAGUUUUCCUCGAGGACGUUCGCGACGAUCAGCCUUGGUCCUGGUAUCACGAAGCAUGUACCCAAUAGGGAGCCCUAUAGAGGACCUCUGAAGGCGUGUAUACUGGACUGGUCUGGCACGACUGCUGAUGCUCACGUGUUGGCCCCUGCUGUUGUUUUCGUCGAGGUUUUCCGCAAAUUUGGCGUCGACAUCACCAUGAAGGAAUCCAGGUUGCCCAUGGGUCUCCGCAAGGAUCUUCAUAUCGCGAAAAUCCUGGAAAUCCCCUCAGUCCAGGAACGCUGGCAGAAGGUCAAAGGGCGACCAUCGACUGCCGCUGACGUUGAAGCUAUGUUCAAGGAAUUCGUCCCUUUGCAAUGCGAGGUUCUUCCAAAGUAUACUACCCUUAUUGACGGCGCUGCUGAUACGGUGAACCUAUUGAAAUCUAAAUAUAAUCUGAAGAUAGGCUCUACCACGGGUUUCACUAAAGUUAUGGUUGAUAUCCUUCUUGAGAAGGCUAAGGAGCAGGGGUAUGCUCCCGACUCUAGUGUGGCUGGAGACGAAGUACCUAACAACAUGGGUUUCCGACCGGCGCCAUUCAUGCUUUACCAAAAUCUCUGCAAUUUAGGAGUCUUCCCAAUCGAAUCGGUGGUGAAAGUUGAUGACACCGUAAGCGGAGUGGGAGAAGGUCUGUCAGCAGGUUGUUGGAGCGUUGGUAUCGCUGGCCUCAGCAACUAUACAGAUAUUGACACGCUGGAGCAAUGGGAGGGUAUGUCCAAGGAAGAGAGAGAGGAACGUGUUCAGAUGUCUAGAGACAAGCUGAACACUUCAGGUGCGCAUUACGUCAUCGACAGUAUCAAGGAUCUACCAGUCGUUGUUGAGGACAUCAGUAAGCGCAUGAGAGAUGGAGAGAAGCCUUGAGGCCGAUCUUCCUCAUUUCUUGAGUUUUUUUAUAGACGAUACAUAGUCGUAGCUGUUUUUGAUCAAGCCGUCAUAUUAUCGAUAGCUCUAUGAGGAUGAGUAUCGUCUCGGUCGAUUUUCCCAAUAGCCCACGAGGU
Perkinsus marinus ATCC 50983 is the source of this 1094-nucleotide messenger RNA. RefSeq lists its product as hypothetical. NCBI's taxonomy places the organism in Eukaryota, Perkinsozoa, Perkinsida, Perkinsidae. The transcript is spliced from 9 exons. Gene Ontology annotation, biological process: organic phosphonate catabolic process; dephosphorylation; DNA repair. The coding region runs from base 1 to 957 and encodes 318 amino acids. Gene Ontology annotation, molecular function: phosphonoacetaldehyde hydrolase activity; phosphoglycolate phosphatase activity. Gene Ontology annotation, cellular component: cytosol. The record is from RefSeq and is a predicted model, not a curated record.